GCGGGACGAGCCGGGGGCGCCCGUCCGGCCCGCCUGCGAGUCAGGCCUGGGGCAGCAGGACGAGCCGGGGACGCUUAGCCGGCCCGCCUGCGAACCGGGCCUGGGACAGCAAGACUGACGGUCUCGGCCGCCCGCCUGCUUGUGGCAGAUGGAAGCCAGUCUGACGUGCGCCGUGUGCCUGUCCCUCUUCGAGGAACCAGUGACGCUGCCCCUCUGCUCGCACAACUUCUGCCGGGACUGCGUACUGGAGUGCUUGGCCUCGGCCGAGACCGCCCGCCUGCAGCAGCAACGGGGCCAGGGUCAGGCCCGCCUUUCUCGGGGGGGGCCGGGGCCGGGCGGGGGCGCGGCUGGCACACGUGUGUCGUGCCCACUGUGCAGGAAGCUGUGCCCGCUGCCCCGCGGCGGUGCCGCCGCGCUGCCCGUUAACACCACCCUGGCGGAAGUGGUCAAGCUGUACAGGUCCGGCAUGGCCGGGGCCGCGAAGGCCGGGGAGGCAGAGGAAGGACAGGGGGCUGGCCCGCUUUCCUCGCUGGCUCUCGGGGGAACCUGCCAGAAGCAUCCGGGCGGGCUGGUGCAGCUCUACUGCCGGAUGUGCCGCCAGGCGGGGUGCGGGCUGUGCGUCUCUGAGGAGCAUCAAGGUAUCUUCCACUCCGUCAACCUCAUCGAGACUGUGUACCAGGAGGAAAAAUUAACCUUCUUCAGCAGUCUGAAAAAAAUGAGAAUAAUAAAUGAGAAGCUGAUGAAUGAAAUCUCAAGUCAGCCAGAUGAUAUGGAGAUGGUGCUGAACAGUGAUGCAGAGGUAAUUGCACUGGAAUUUGGAGAAAUUUUCAAAACUCUGGAAAUGAAGAAGCAGCAGUUGCUGGAAGAUGUUGAAAAUCAAAAAAGUAAAAAAGAGAAAGAAUUUCAGAUUUGGAAGAAAAUGAAGGAAACUCAUAAGAAAACUAUUGAAAAUUUUUUGAAGGAUUGUGAAAAGCUUGUCCAUGAGUGUGAUCCUCAGCGUUUCCUGGAGGUGGCCUGUGGCUUGAAUACAAGAAUGAAAACUCAGCUUGACCUGAUGAGUAUAGCAUCCAGCUAUGAAAAAUCACCAGUGUAUACUCAAAAGAAGAUCGAUAUCAAACCUGUGGUUAAUGAAAUCUUGGCUUUGAAGUUCAUGUCCAUUAAUGAAGAUCUACCUUCUGGAGGAAAUGACAAUUCAACAAAAAUUGCUCUCUUUAAAAAUAACAUAAAGCAAUGGCAAGUGCAGAAGAAUAUGCCCAAUGCAUUUCUUCCUGUAGCAGGACAGGAGGAAGUGCUCACAGAUGGCAGCAGGAUCUGUACCCGCCUAAUGUCGAUAUCAGAAAUGUCAGCAUUUCAAAAUAUGAGUCAUGAGGAGUUACGUUACAAAUACUAUAUGGAACGGCAGAAGCUCACCAGUGAGUUCAAGACGCAAACUUCAUGUGCCAACAAAAAGUACAAGUUUGUGACUACUGAGGCUUUGAAGUACAGGUCCUUAGGAACUUUUCUGGUAUCUUCACCUGCUGAAGCAAAUAACACAGAUACAGUAAAAACGGGUCCCCUGCAAAGAGCAGGUGGCUUUUCUGGAACCAAUAAUCACAGUAUCCCAUCCACAAAUACGAAUGUUUUUGAAACAAAUGGUGACUUAAAGUUGUUUCAUGAGAGGUGUUCCCAGGAAGUAACCACUCUAGCCUCAUCAGAAAAUUCAAAAGACUUAGUAAUUAAAGAAAAAACACCAAUUCAGGCAUCAGCAGUUACUGUUACUAAUGAAAUGGCCAGAAAUUCUAGUGCUUCAUUUGGCUUAAACCCAGCAGCAUCAGUGGCUGUUACUGUUUCAAAUUCAGAAAUUCUGGAUGUUUCUGGAGAGAGACUUUCUGCUUCACCUUUUGCUUUCAGUGCAUGUAACAAUUCAUUACCCAGAUUUAUGAAAGAUGCAGGUGCAUUUUCCUUUAAAAAGAAAGACAGGAAAUAUGUUUUCCCUCAGUUUUAUCUGGGAAAAUGUGAUCGUGCAGAUAAAACCAAUAACCAGGAUGGAAACAGUUUUAGAAAGCAUGGUCCUGUAAGCAAACCCACGGCUUCUGAUGCUUCUACCAGUUUCAAUUUAGACUCGGCAGAAAGUGAGAAGCCAGCUAUUCCAUUUCUCUUUGGCAAUGCUGAAAGAGAUUGUUUUCCAAGAUUGGGAGUCAGCAAUUCAUUUAAAGUUUUACCAUUUUCCUCAUUUUUUAGCCAAUCCAGAAAGCCAUCUGACAAAAGUACAUCAUCUCACAUAAGUGAUGAAACAUCUUCUGCAACAGAAACUGGAGAACAUCAUACACAGAAACCAUCUGUUUCAUGGGAACAAAAAGGUGGUACCUCAGAAUCCAUCACAACUUGCAGUGCUUCAGAAACCACCGCGGCGUCUGGGGUGAAUGAUGUCUCUGAUUCCUCACUUGUCCCCAGUAACUGUGUGUUCUCCUUCAAUAGUAACUGUUUGCAGUUUGCUUCACCAGUAUUUUCGUUUGGAAGUAUUGUCAGAAAUACUGCUGAUUCACUAACUUCCUCCGUGUGUUUGUCAGGAAAUGCUACUGAAAAAAUGGAAAAAGAGAAAGUGACAUCUCUGAACAAAACACCUUUAUGUCUAGGGAAGUUUGCACCUUCAGAGUGUUCAGAGUCUGCUUCUAGACAUAGUCAUCCAGAAUGUGAAGGAUCUUUCCUGCAUGUGAACUUGCCUAAGAAAAUGGGAAGCGCAGAAAUGCCUGCUAGCAGUAAUUCUUCUUGUAGUCAGCCUUUAUGUUCCAUCAUCUUUCCUGUUAAAUGUGAGACUGCAUCUUCUACUCAACUUAAUACAGCAACAAAACAAGAAAUAAAAGAUGAAGAAAGUGAAACUGUUGCUGAAAAUGCUUCCUGUCCUAAGAGGGAAGAACCUGAGUCUGUACAGUUUCAGAAUGCAGCUUGUUCUGUAUCUGGCACGUGCAAUGAUCUAUGUUCUGGAGGUUCUGUGCUUAAGGUAAAGGAAGCAGGAGGAAUGUCAAGUGACAGUGAUUCUGACACUGAAGAGCUAAGUCAAACAUCUGUCUCUACUGAUACCAGUAGUUCAUCAGAAUAUUUUUCUGUUGCUGAAGACAAAGUAUCUCCUAGAACAAAAACAGAAACAUAAAGAGAGUGAAAUGGAAGAUAUCUGUGACUUUAGAACUAUUCUCCCUGAUUCUUGCCAAUUGAAAUAUUUUUGUGUUAGAAACAACUGCUUAUCAGUGAGUAAAAUGUACUAAAGUGAUUUUAUAAUGCAAACCCAAAAGGAAAAAACAACCAAAAAUGUCAUAUCUUGUUAAAGACUGAAGUAUGACCAUGUAUACUGUAUCUUUAAGAACGCUGUCCUGAGAUGUGCCACUGCAGUAUGUGUGGGUAAUGGGGGCCUGAGGUGUCUGGGAAAGCAGGUUCAGUGAAGCUUCAGAAACAGGAAGCAGUAUUGCUCUACUGGUACUGCACAGCAGCACCAGUGGUAGGGUUAAAUCAGUCAGACAACAGCAUUCACUGCACAUGCAGACAGAGAAGGAGGACAGCUGUGGGGAACAAAAGGAUGUUAAAGGGUGUUGCAGAAAAUUGGUUUUCAAAUAUCUGUUUGGCUGUUUUCUUUUUCUAUGAUUCCAGUGUAAUUCCAGUCAUUUCUCUUCUGCUUUUGAAAUUGAAACACCACAUCAAUGUUCUUGUUAUACACAGUAGAAGGGUGUCAGCUGCCUUUAUGAAAUUCUGCCUUUAUGACAAGUAACCAUCAUUAUAACUGAUACUUGGUUCCUUUUGGCAACAGUUUGGGCGUCAGUGGACAGGAAUUAACGUGCUGUUUUGAUGAAAGCAUUAGGAGAGUCUAGUUUUUAAAACAAAACAAAAAAAAAAUCCCCUUUUAAAACUUGUGUAACAGGAAAACAGCACCCUGCACUCUUAAGUAUUAAUGAUCCAAAAGUCAUUGACUAUGAAAUUUAAUACAAAGUGAGGAUA
This is a messenger RNA of Dryobates pubescens (Downy woodpecker), 3966 nucleotides long. RefSeq lists its product as uncharacterized. Gene Ontology annotation, molecular function: zinc ion binding. The transcript has 8 exons. The coding region runs from base 149 to 3130 and encodes 993 amino acids. Lineage: Eukaryota; Metazoa; Chordata; Aves; Piciformes; Picidae. The record is from RefSeq and is a predicted model, not a curated record.